Apis florea (little honeybee) is the source of this 1060-nucleotide messenger RNA. RefSeq lists its product as uncharacterized. Lineage: Eukaryota; Metazoa; Arthropoda; Insecta; Hymenoptera; Apidae. The record is from RefSeq and is a predicted model, not a curated record.
UCGAUCGCGAGAAACAGAUGAUCAUUAGCUCGAGAGAUUUGCACGAGUCGUUCGUCGAGCCUUUGGAGUUGGUGGACGAUUCCGACAAGGACAUAAGAGUGAGGCUCGGAAGGAGCUUGAAAAGCGUGGACACGGGGAUAGCCGGGUACGUUGGAUCAAUGGCGGUCAAUGGUUCCGGCCAGCCGGGGAUCGGGGAUCGGCCGAUCGAGAAUACGAGUUCGAUCCGAUCGGGAUUCGCUCUCGCCGCGAAUCCCUCCCCUUUCGACCUGGAAAAUUUGUUCAAGGGGAGGGUGAAGAGGCAAGCAGCGUCCCUCCCCUACGACGCGUACUACGACGAGAUGAAUCAACGAGGGGCGAAUCCCGAUUCCGAAACGAUGUACUACAAUCGGUAUAUCAAAAACGAGGAGAACGAUCAUUUCCAACCGUACGAAAAUCGCGACAAGGUGUCGAGCUUGAAGGAUCUCGAGUUGGGCAAGUCGAGUGACGCGGACGAUUACAAUAGGGUAUCUAGGAACAAGGAUCCCGCGAAGAAGAAGAAACACAACGCUAAGAAGAAGAACAACAACAACAAGAAUAAUAAUAAUAAUAAUAACAGUAACAACAAGUUGAAGAAGAAGAGGAAGAAGGUGCGCAAGAAUAAACCUAAGAAAAUGCGUAGGAAGCGGAGGCAUCACAAGAAGCAGCCCAAGAUAAAAGAGCACGAAAAGAAGCGUAAGAAGAGCAUGAAGAAUCAUCGUAACAUUAAGAAAGGGAAGGGAAUGGAUCAGAGCGAGGACGAUGAUAAAUUUCACGAACAGAGGAAACGGCAUCACGGUAAAGGAAGGAAGAAUACGAUGAAUUCGAUCAACGAUAUCCAGAGAAGAAAGAUCAACACGUUUCUGGUUGCCGAUAAUAUGGAGGAUGAAUCGCAGAUGGAUUUGGCUGUUCAUGGUGAACUCGCUGGAAAGAUCGUGGAACAAAUUUUCGAUCAGGUAUUCUUUUUUUCUUUUUUGGAUAAUUCUAUCAACGCGAUUCCUCAUAUUUCAAAAUCAUCAGGUACAAAAAAAUAAAGAUCUGAAGG